Molecule: messenger RNA, 907 nt
Organism: Neltuma alba
Lineage: Eukaryota; Viridiplantae; Streptophyta; Magnoliopsida; Fabales; Fabaceae
Product: pentatricopeptide repeat-containing protein At1g62590-like
Exons: 1
Coding region: 8-907 (299 amino acids)
Molecular function (GO): protein binding
Source: RefSeq, a predicted model, not a curated record
UUGUGUCAUGGGUAAACAGGCAGAAGCUACAAAAGUGUUCAAUGAAAUGAUACUUCAAGGCAUCAACCCUAAUGUGUAUACUUUUAGCAUAUUGGUUGAUGCAUUUUGUAAGGAAGGAAGUAUGACUAAAGCUGAAGCUUUUGUUGCUAUGAUGAUGAAGUAUGGUACAAUGCCUAAUCAUUUUACUUACAACUCUUUAAUGGAUGGUUACUGUUUGAUCAAUAAUGUUGGUGAGUCAAGAGAAUUACUCAAUAAGAUGGUCAAUAGUGGUUUGGCUCCUGGUAUUAUUACUUAUAGCAUUAUGAUUAAUGGACUUUGUAAAAUCAAGAUGGUGGAUGAUGCCGUGAAUCUCUUUAAAGAAAUGCGUCAUAAAAGCUUGACUCCCAAUACUAUCAUCUAUAGUUCCCUUAUCGACGGUUUGUUCAAGUCAGGCAGAAUCUCUGAUGUGCAAGAUGUUAUUUAUGAGAUGCAUGUUAGUGGCCAUACUCCUGAUAUAAUAUUUUACAGUAUUUUAUUAGAUGGAUUGUGCAAAAGUCAACAUCUUGACCAAGCAAUUGCAUUAUUUAAGCAAAUUGUCAACCAAGGAAUUGGGCCUGAUACUUACACAUAUACCAUACUUAUUGAUGGUUUGUGUAAGGGUAACAGAUUAAGUGAUGCGCAACAGAUUUUCCAGCUUCUUUUGGUUAAUGGUUAUCCUUUGAAUGUCCAAGCAUAUAAUGCUAUGAUCAAAGGACUUUGUACAGAGCGUUUAUAUGAUGAGGCAAAGGCCUUGCUCUAUAAAAUGAAAGAGAAUGGAUGCGUACCUAAUGCUAUAACUUUUGAAACACUUAUUAUACCUCUUUUGGAAAAUGGUGAGAAUGAUGAGGCAAAGAAUCUUAUCGACAAGGUAUUCAUCAAGGUCUCUUGA